GAGUACACAUGAAAAAUGCACAUGAGGAGACAGUUGAGAGGGACUUAUUUUUUUGGUGUAAUAGCAUUUAUUUUGCAACCAAAGUGUGCUCAUGUGUGUAAGUUUUUAGGGAAAGGAAGAGUUCCAGGAAAAAGAUGAUACUAUUUAAAAUGAGUAUUAACCUUUCAAAAGAAAAACAUGCUCAUCUUACCACAGGUUGCUCAGGUUUCUUUUGAGGAAGGUUGGCUGAUUAAAGUACAUAGAUCCUGUACAUUCACCUUAAAUCUGAACCCUAAACCUUGCACAGUAAGUAGUCUCUAAAAUUUGCAGCUGUUAGACCAGUUGAGCCUGUAUCACCUGAAUCUAAACUCAUAGGAUCCUGUUGACUUCUCUAACAUGUUUUCCACCAGUUGGGAGAUUAAUUUACUCAUAAAGUGAAGUUGAUGAAGCUUGUUUUUCUUGGAACCUUUGACCUGGAAGUGAUCCCUCGUGUUACUGGUUUAUGCAUCCACUUCUGGGAAAGGCUGCAGUGAUACCAUUCCAUAGGGUUCACUGGGUUUCCUUUUAAAUCAACAUGUUCUGAGAAUGAGAGUCCUCAGGCUUCUUUAGUGACAGGGUGUUACAUAUUUCACAGGCUGUGGGGGCUAUUGCAUCUCUCUCUACUCCUGUGGUUGUUUUUGUCUGUGUUUAAUCCCACAAAGACCACCAGGUAUAGCUUGGCCAAGAAUGUGUUGAUGCCUUCAUAAUAUUUAAAAGAAAAAAAAAAGAAUGUGUUGAAUGGGGAUUACAUUCUAUAUCUUUUCCUAUGUCUCAGUGCCUUGUGAGAUAACUCUGGGUGUCUCCUGAUGGGCAGGAUGACAGGUCUCUGUUGAUACUGCAUUACAGGGGAGUUUUAGGCAGGAACAACCUACAGACUCUGAAGUAGCUGAGGAUCACUUGGGAUGUCUGCCUUACAAGAGUUAAUGAGCAUGACUCAAGCAGGUUAAUAAUAUUCCUCAGCAGCCAUUUGGGACGGCUUCCACUGCCACCAUCCACACAGGCUAACGCAGGGCAUGUAGUAAACCGCCCCAGUGGGAUCUGGAACGGAAUGAAUUUACAAGGACAAUCUGAAUUUAUGGGGGACAUUUAUAGGGACAAUUUGGAAUAGACUUACAAAGCCAUUCCUGGCGGCGAGAGACUUGUUAGCUGCCAGAAAGGUAGGCAACACGACUUUCCACCCACUUCCUAGUGUGAUGCGAAGUUCCUUCCUAUGCUCCACGGGGGAAGGCAGGGCCGCCCCGCCCACGGUGGCGGGAAAAUUCCGAGGCUUGGAAAUGCCGCGACAGGGUUCGGGUCCCUGUCAGACUUUCCGCUCUGCACGAGACCCUGCGCGCUCCAGUCCCGCAGGCAGCCCGCGAUGGGGAUGCCGUCCUUGCUGCUCUGCGGGCUGUCCAUCGCUCUUCCAGUGUUUGUCAGAGCAGAUGUGUGCAAGGACAUUUAUAAGCCAGAAGAGAUGGCUUCAGUGGGCCAGCCUUUUGCUUUUAAUUGUACAUACCCUCCGAUAACAUCAGGGGAAGUCGAUGUAGCAUGGUAUAAUAAUUCUAACAAAACCCUAAUAUCUAAAAACAUUAAGUCUAGAAUUCACCAGGAGCAGACUUGGAUUUUGUUUUUACCCGUUGCCUUGGGGGACUCAGGAAUCUACCGAUGUGUUAUAAAGGGUAGAGACAGCUGUCACAGAAUACACAUAAACCUAACUGUGCAUGAAAAGUAUUGGUGUAGUGACACUUACGGACACAGUCUACCGAAUUUAUCCGAUGAGUACAAACAAACACUACAAGUUGGAAAUGAUGACAGUCUUAUCUGUCAUCUGAACUUUCCGAAGAGUUGUGUUUUUUAUCCAAUCAAAUGGUAUAAGGACUGUAAAGAGAUCAAAGGAGAGCGGUUUACUCCUCGGGGAAUCAAGCUUUUGGUGAACAACGUCUCGGCAGAGGACAGAGGGAACUACGCGUGUCUAGCCAGACUGAUACACAUGGGGAAAGUGUACAUGAUUUUAAAUGGCAUCACUGUGAACACCACAGAAAGAACUGGCUAUGGAGGAAAUAUCCCUAAAAUCAUUUAUCCAAAAAAUAAUUCAAUUGAAGUGCAGCCUGGCACCACCCUUAUUGUGGACUGCAACAUAACCGACACGAAGGAUAACACAAACCUGCGAUGCUGGAGAGUCAACAACACUUUGGUGGAUGAUUACUACAAGGAAUCCAAACGAAUCGCGGAAGGAAUCGAAACCCAUGUUCCUUUUCAGAAACAUAAUUUGUACACGGUAAACAUAACCUUCUUCGAAGUGAAAAUGGAAGAUUAUGGCCUUCCUUUCAUGUGUCAUGCGGGAGUGUCCACGGCAUACAUUAUGCUGCAGCUCCCAGCUCCCGAUUUUCGAGCUUACUUGAUAGGCGGGCUGGUCGCCUUGACUGUUGUCGCUGUGUCUGUCGUGUGGCUCUACAGCGUUUUCAAGAUUGACGUUGCACUUUGGUAUAGAAGUGCCUUCCAUUCUACCGGGACCACGGAAGAUGGGAAGCUGUAUGAUGCGUAUGUCUUAUACCCCAAGCCUCACCAAGAAAGCCAGAGCCACGCCGUGGACACACUGGUGUUGAAGGUCCUGCCUGAGGUGCUGGAGAGACAGUGUGGAUACAAGUUAUUUAUAUUUGGCAGGGAUGAAUUUCCUGGACAAGCCGUGGCCGAUGUCAUCGAUGUGAGCAGCAGGCUGUGCAGGAGGCUGAUCGUCAUCCUGGUUCCCGAAUCGCUGGGCCUGGGCCUGUUAAAGAACAUGUCGGAAGAACAAAUCGCCGUCUACAAUGCCCUUGUCCAGGACGGGAUCAAGGUCAUUCUGAUCGAGCUGGAGAAAAUCGAGGACUACGCGGCCUUGCCGGAGUCGAUCCAGUACAUCAGGCAGAAGCACGGGGCCGUCCAGUGGAGCGGGGACGUCUCAGGGCAGCCGCAGUGUGCAAAGUCCGCGUUUUGGAAGAAAGUGAGGUACCGCAUGCCACCCAGGAGGUAUCCGCCUCGUUCUCCCAUCCAGCUGCUGCGGCACACGCCCCAUGGCCACACGGCCGGUGGCGGGGAGGACAGUCCCAGGCUCAUCACGCACUGAUGGAUACUCGUCAUCCUGUGGUGGCUCACACUGGGCGAGGAUGCAUUUCCCGGGGGCUGUCCACCCCCGAAGCUCGUAGUUAGGGACUUGUGAGAGGGUCUGUGUUUGUCAUUGUGCAUUUGCUUGGAUCAUGCUAUUUCCUCAGGGAGAAAUGUGGCUUCUCCAGAAGGCCUGCUCAACCUGGUGGCUCACGGAUGCUGGCAGGCACUCGCUGUGUCACCGGGGAGACACGGUGUCGUGGCCCGCUUACAGGAUGGAGGACGAACGCAGAACACAAAACACAAACGCAGACCACGAGGAAAAACGCGGACACACGUACAAACGGCUGACUCGAGUAAUAAUAAAUAAUACACCGGGUCAGUUUUAUUUUUAUACUCUAAAAGAUUAAAGUUAGU
Microcebus murinus (gray mouse lemur) is the source of this 3495-nucleotide messenger RNA. The record is from RefSeq and is a predicted model, not a curated record. NCBI's taxonomy places the organism in Eukaryota, Metazoa, Chordata, Mammalia, Primates, Cheirogaleidae.